AUGAUACAACAUAUCCCUCCCUGCUGCCGCGUGAGGAGGCACAGAGGAAAUGGCACACACUGAGGCGCAGUGGAGGUGCGCGGAACUGCAUAUAACCCGCAGCAGUCAGCUGUCAAGGUGACACACAUCAUUCAUACCUUGGGAAAGUCGGCUAUAGAUAGAGCAUAAGCCAACAUUUGAGUGUUUGAAUACAUUUGUAUGUAGAAUCACUGUUUUCAGCUCUUUCCUGUUAUAACAUUUAACAUAAUCCAUUACGCAAUACACGCAAGUAUGUAAUACGGAAGCAGCUAUGCACCCACACAUUUUAUUGACUCCGUACUGGAAGCACAAAGCAAACACGCAUAGACUCAGCUUACCUCAUUAGUGUGGCCAAUGGCAGCAUGGCAUGUCGUGGUCUGGCACAUCACAGUGACCAGUCGAUGCUGUGGUUUUCUGGAUUACCCAAAAACUACCCCGUUAUCUGGAGAACACAAGCUUUGUUUUCUCCACAUAAUGAGAUAAAAGUGGAUUCAUCUCAGUUUUGUUUUUUUCUAGAUGCCAAGAUAACUAAGUGGAGAGAUCUCAAGAUAACUAGAGUGAAGUUCUUUUUACCUUAAUGGACAAAAAUAUCAAGAUCUCAAGUCAAGAUUUCAAGAAAUAGAAGGAAAUUGAAUGAACAUAAUGUAGCUCUGAGUGCAUUUCUGCUUUGGUCAUUAAAAAGAAAUAAUUGUAAGUAUAGACUUUGUUAAUGGGAAAUACAGGUAUGUGCUUUAGGGAAAGCUGUGGAAGCCUGAGGUAGACGUUCAUCCAUGUAUCCUAUGUUAAAUAACUGGACAUUUCUAGGAUUUUAUUUGCAUUAUCAUGUGACUGCCAGAGGAGACAGUCGCUUCUUUCAAGUCAAAUUUAAAAUCUCACUUUUACAGACUUGCUUUUAUAUGAUGCCGUCUUUUAUCUUUUUAUCUGUCAUCUCUUAUCUCUGGGAAUCAUCUCUUAUCUUAUUUUGGUGUUACUGUCUUUUUAGCUUUUGUUUUACUUGAACUCUUUUCUUAAUUAACCUUUUAGGCCUUUUAUUAAUCUCUUGCUCAUUCUUGUUGCUCUAUUUUAUCAUUACUAUUAUUAUCAGUAUUAGCCUACCUGUUAUUAUUUUAUUAUCAUUGUUGAUAUUGUCUUUUAUAUUUACUACCCUGUUUCCACUUUUGACCCCCUGUUUUAAUUCCAUUUUCUUUUUUCUUAACUAUUUUAUGAUUUUAUUUUGGUCCUCAUGGUCUCAUUUUAUGUUACAUGGUUCUUGUAUUGUCUGAGUUCCUUAUGAGAUGAAAAUGGCCUUCAGUUCUGUUUUAACUGAGCUUUUUGUCUUUGUCUGUCUUUUUCCAUGUGCUUUAUAAUUAUAUUUUAAAGCACUUUGUGAACUUCUGUUUUUGAAAGUGCUAUACAAAUAAAGUUAUUAUUAUUAUUAUUAUUUAUACAGCAAGCUUCAUUUCCCAUAAUAACCGAUAACGCAUAAAUGUAAUGUAUGUACAUCAACUGUUGCCUCAUAUAUGAAAUAUCUGUAUGUAUGAGGACAUGUAUGGACAACCUUUAUAUGAAACUUUUACAAACUGGAACAGUUUUAUGGACACAUAUACAUGUGGUACAUAUGAGUAUAUAGGUUUUAUAUUAACAUGCAUGAUAAAAACAUAUAAAAACAUGUUAAGAUAAAUCAAAUUGAUUAGUUCUGAAGAUGUAUGUAUGUGAUAGCAAUGCAUUUGCCAUUAUGUAACAUAUACCUAUAUCUGUAUUUAUUUUGUGCUGUUGCAACCCUGCAGAUUACUUUUGAUUAUCUCAGUGGAGAAAAUGUAAGGAUGCAUGUGUAAUUUUAUCCCUGUGCACAGUGUUUUUUCUCUAAGUGGCCAUCAAACAGCAUGUGUGCAGCAUGUACAGCACGUCUAUUUUUAAUUUCUAUCACACGUAUGUUAACAUACAUGUCUGUAUCACCCUGUGUGUCAUAUAUCUGGUGCUUCACAUUCAAAGCAUAGGAGUGAUCCAAACUCAGCUGGAUUUUAUUGUGAAGGAAGCAGUAAAAGCAAUGAAUAAUUAAUGUAGUUAUCUGAGAAACACUCUCUUUUCCUGAGAACAGCCAGCUGUUAUUCAAGCAAUUAACUGAGACUUUGUAAAUGUUUGACAAAUUUAACAAAAGGGCUGCUUUGAACAACAGGGACUUGUGCACAAGGAAAAAAAAAAGAAAAAUCCAGGUUGUAUGAGACAAAACAAAGAAAAAAAAAAACAGCUUUACAUAAUAAUCAUGCCUGCUGUUUAACAACUUAAAGUGACAUGACAUCAGAAUUUCAAAAACUCUGGCCAUGACCCGGGUAAUAAGUCAAACAUGCCACCAUAUCCUGGGAUGAGCUUUUUUAUCUGUUGAUCUAUUUCUCUUACCUGUCACCUAACCCUCUCAUAUGACUGGAUUGAAAAACAAUGCUGUUGUUCUUCAUCCUCUGCACACAGAUUUCUGUGUUGACUUGUGUUACAAAGUACAAGAGCUUUUUAUUUUUAUCUCAGUGUGGAGGAACUGAUGUGGUCUCUUACACGCUGAGCUGGGGGAGGAUAUGUGAGAGGGUGCCCCUUCAACGGCAGAUAAAUACACUAUUUUGAUACUGCUGCACACUAGAAUCACAAGACUACACAAUAUCUUUAGUAAUGAUUGAGUCAUAAGUGUUUAAUAAUUAAAUAAAAAAUGGUUUAUACAAAUAGAGACAUUUUCUGACAUUACAAAAUGUUACCAAGUAUAACAGAUGUUGCAGGACACAGAAACUAAAGGUUCCAUGUUGUGAGCAGAUCAUUCAAACCCAAGCACCAACAAUAUCAUGCUGUUUUUCCCAUGAUGCAAAGCAUUGUGUUUGGGCCCCUUUACAGACAAUAAGUAUCUCUAAGCAUCCCGCUGGUCCCAGGUCAACUGUAGUGUGACCUGUAUAGAUUUUCUUUUAAGGAGGGUAUGAAAAGAGCCAAGGGGGGCUCAACGUACUUUAUUAAGUUCCCCUCAAAGCUCCUUAAGCGAACAAUGAAGGAAAAGGGCAAAACUCAGAUAUUUCUUUUUACGUGACCUGAAAUAGCAGCAGCACUGAUAACAGCUGAGUUUAUGUACCCCUAAAGCCCUGUCAGAACUAAUGAACUGUUUUAGUUUAUUGACAGAUACUGUGUGUUUAAAAAGCCAUUACACCAGGAUCAUUCUUGUACUUAUUAGACUUGUGGUGAACUUUGAUUAAAGCUCCUGUGAGGAUUUUGCUAUGUUUAUGAAAUGGACAAAAACUCUUAUUAAAGGCUUUGCACGAUGUAAGAAAGCAAACAAAGCUAUCAGAUAAAAGGCUGACGAUUUUUAUGUCGUCAUUUUUAAUGCCAGAAAUGGGUGUAAGGGGAUAGGUGUCAACAGUGCAGCUAAAGAAACAGUCUUUAUAAUUUCCACAUGAAAUAUUCAAAACCAAGUAUAUUUUCACUGUCCAAAGUAAGCAGGAGGUGACCUUUCAUCCGAUCACAGUGCUCAACAUGUAAAGGACAAGAUAAGCAGCAGAGACCGCUCUGUCUACAGGGGGCGCCAAAAUGGACACAUUGUACGUUCCUAACAAGAGUUUAAAGUAUCAAAAAGUGUAGUCAUCCCCUUGCCAUAUCAUUACUGAUCAUAGGUGGAGAUAAAGCAGUCAGAAAGUGACUUAAUUCAUUGAAACAUUUCUAUUUAUAUUUCAGGGCACUGACUGUUAAAACUGUCAAAAGUUGGGUUUUUAAUGAACAUCCCAGAUACUCAAAUAUGACUGGAAAGCCACUAGAAACUGGUUCCAAUGCCCUUUUCAGAAUGUCAAUUAAAUCUUAAUGUAUUGGCUAGAUUUCAGUGCUUGUGACACAAGAUUCAUCACAUAUUCACUCAUAUAUCAAUUAUGGUUUUUAAGUCACCCGUCAAACACUUCCCAGUGAGACUGAGUGUAUUAGUGCGUCACAGUCACCAUCCAACAAAAUGAUUGAACGAGUGGAUCUUGGCUCUUUAUCACAAACUGCCUCGCACAAGCUUGGCUCUCCUCACUGUUGGCCAUUGACUUCUUGUCAAUCACAUCUGUGUCUCUAAGGUUUCAGUCAACUAAGCCUGUGUCAGCAUCCAAAGCUCUUCAAUCCUCAUAUUCCUGUUUUUCCCUACUUUGCAAGUGUGAAACGUUCAAAAAUACAUCCUUUAAGAUGACUCAGAACUCACUAGUAAAUACCAAAUAGUCCAUAAAUUGCUGCAUUUUGAUUUUAUUUAUAAUAGCAUAAAUAUUUUGAAUGCUUGUGAAAAUGCAACUACUGCCAUUACUUUCAUCACCAUUUCAACUCUCUGAUGAACAAGUGUAAUUUGUGUGGAUCUCCUUUAAACAAUGCGAGAUUAAAUACACAACAUUAAUGAAAACUUAACAAACUGUAUGUUAAUUAUGUUAUUGACAGCUAAUUAAAACAGCAAAUAAUUUUUCUGUUCACUAUAUUAAUUACAUUAACUUUGGCCUGUGUUGGGUUGAUCACUUCACUGUAUUAUUUUGGUACUUACGACAAAGGUACUGCAUAAAACAUGAUGAAAUGAAAAAAAGACUGAGUUAUAUGAUCUAUAAUGUCUUCAUGUGGUCCCAUGUGUCAUCCAUGAUGAUCAGUUGUUGUGUAUUUAUUUACUGCUAUAUGUGGUUUGCUAUGUACUGUAUGUUUUCCUUUCACAAUGCUGUACAUCAGUACUCUCAACGGCCAUGAAAUGCUUGUUGGUCUGCGCUGCUCUGCCAGCAACACAAACAGCUGUUUAUUGAUUGCCCUUGUUUUGUAAAUUUCAGCCCAUGGGGCCAGUGUCAUGUGCAUUAUUCAGUAACUGUCCUACCGCAGGAAACGGUUUGCAGUGGUUCAGUUGUCAGACACAGUAGCUGACACUUUGACGACUUGACCAGGGGGUCACCACACUGUGCUAAGUGUCACAUUCUUCUGAUUGCAGAGUACUUCAGAUUACAAACCGGCACUCCAGCAGCACGGAGGGUAGGAAACAUCUACUGAAGUCGUCUUCUGUGGUAUUUAGAGUGUAAUAUUACUGAAGUGUGUUUACAUCUGUCGGUGUCUGUUUGACAUGGUGCUGCAUUCUUGCUAUUCUGGGUCUGGUUUAAAGGAGACCUAUGACCGCUGUGUGUUUUCUUGUAAACAAAUCUGUUUACAUUUAGAGUCUCUCUUCAAAAUACCUGGAAGUAUUCGCAAGAGCUUAAACAGGAAGGUAAAUGCAGCUUAUAACACACAUUUUACAUUAAGAAUUGUUUAACUCAGUCCUCAACAGCUACCAUGACUGUAGAUCACCAAGACAGCAUUACAUUUUUAACAGGAAUGUGUUUUUUGUGCAUAUAUUAAUAAAACAGAGCUCGAUAGCAUAAAACAAUUAGGGUCAAAUAUUUCAAAAGUUUUACACAACUUGACCAUACAACAAUCUAAUAUGUAAUUAAUUUCAAGUAAACUGUCAACAUCUUUUGUCAUAUUUUGUUGUUGUUUGAUUCAUAAUAAAAAAAGACGAAAAGUUAUAUGCUUUUGCUUUUUAAAUUCAGUACAUUUGAGCUACAUUUGGUUGAAUGACACUUUUUGUACAGCCUUACUGGAAUAAAAAAAAGAUAACUGUUGCAAUGUAUUGAUAUCAGUUUUUUCAUGCAAAUACAACCACUUUGACCUAACAUGAGCGCACAGAAUGAUCCAUGCAAACAAAUAUUGAGCUCAACCAGGUUCCAUUCAAAGCAGCCUACAUGUAGAGAUAAGGAUGGUGUGCAUUGUGGCAAUAAACGGUUUCACUCCCUGCAGUCGGCGCUACUAAGUCCUUAUUUUUUUAAGUGUACAAGAGGAUACACAGACAGUAUUUUAGGCUGAUCUCCAUUUUAACGUGACAAAAUGAAGAGACAAGAGUGGGUGUUUCAGCAUUGACUGCAGGUAAGAUUCAAAUCAAAAAGCUAAUUGUGUUUGUGAAAGAAGACAAGAGAUAAAGGGUAAUUGGGUCUUUGGAUAAAGACCACAAAACCUCAACUAACUCUGUUUUUGAUCAGUGUCUUAUUUUACUUUUAGAGAUGUAGGUUUUUCUUUCUUUCAUAACUGAUUAUUUUGGACUUGUCUCCGUUUAAAAAUUGGUCUUCACACCUUUUUUUAGCCUUAUCUUUGCACCAAGUGUUGCUAUCGCAGCAUUUUCACUGCUUAGCAUUUGACAAACUGGCACAGAAAGUGGGAGGUCUGGCAGUCUGAGCAACAGUUACUCUUUUGAGCUGUUAGAAACUAAACCAGAGACCAUCAGAUGGGAAAAAACCAGCUAAAGGGACUUUCGGGUGAUACAUAACUGGAGAUAGUGUGCUGGGCUUAUUUUAACGUUUCACUUGUGGGUUGACUGCAGCUUGUGCUUCAAGUAGGAAAAAAAAUCCUGGUGUGACCAUGUGGCUGGUCUCAGUAAAUUAUUAGUAUUAUAUCUAGGAUUUCUACAUUUAAUAAUAAAUAUACAAAAAUAACACUUAUUUUUUUCUAUAAACAUUAUUAAAAAAAAAAAACACUUAAGUGCAUUACACAAACAAUCCACCUCUGCACCACAAUGCUCCUGUCCAAUUUCCCAUAAGGCUUUACAAAAGUAUGUACAGUAAAUUCACAGGUUCCGACACUGUAGUGACUGCAGGAUCAUGUUAAUUCAACAUUGUUCUCCUGUGAAAACAACUGGAUGUCAUAUAAGAACUGUUAAAAGCCACCAGUAACACAUAAGGCACAGUGGGAAAGAAAUUCUAGAUGCUACUAUGAAUCCCCAAGAGGCACUGUAACACGGGGAGGACAGGAGAGGGUACUGGCAGCUAGAAAGAAAAAAAGUCCCAGUAAGCCAAGAGGUUAAAUUUAGGACUGGUGUUACUGUACAUUGAAACACCCUCUGUGGCUUUAACAAUCACAGGGACUUUAAAGACAAUCUAGAGGUGUAAUAUUAAAAGUCUGAGGUUUUAUGCCUAUUUCAUGGCACAUUUACUCAUUAACAUCUUUACAUUUAAGGGAGGGAUAACUGUGUAGUGUAUUCAGUUUGACCUAUCUCCCACAAAGCAAAAACACAAAAUUUAAAAGGUUUGCAUUUCAGACGUCUUUUGCUUGUUUUGUUCCCGAACAGGACUGAUUUCAGUCUUUCUCUUGGCUAACAUAAGUCAGAGGAUGUCUUCAGUACUACCUACCAUAUACCUAACAUCAGCUGAGAGGCACUCUCUGAGGAUGUCAACACUAAACUGAACAGCUGAAUACAUAAAUAGCCUCUGUGUGGCUGCUUAUGGCUGACAACAGCCCGGUGACAGCAACAACUGUCCCUGUCCUCAUCUCCACCCACAAUCAGACUGGAAACAGCACCACGCCCCCUGCUGUCCAGGUAGCCCAACUCAUCAGCUGGUUGACGUUUGCCAUUGGGCUGCCCGCCAUCGGAUUGGCUAUUUACACCCUCAAGAAUUUAUCUGAAGGUUUGUACUCACUCUGCUUGCAUGACAAUUGUAAUUCAACAGCCUACACACUAAACUCUGCCCAUGACUACAUCUAAAACAAGGAAACACUGCAGGUCAGUUUUGACUUGAUGUUAUGAACUGUAGAUAAGAACUCAACAUUGCUGGUGUGACAUCCAUUAGUCUUUGGACUGCUGGAGCCAAUAGUCCAGAAGUGUCUGGACCCCAAGAUCAGAUUUUAAGUGUUUUCUUUUCUUGUUGUCUUUAGGCUGUUUUUUUUUUCACCAGUCACAAAUGAGUAAAUCAAAUAUUCAUCAUCUUUGAUUGAAAACCAAAAUCACAAAAUUAAAAUUCUGUUUGGAAUUUCUACAGCUAAAAACUUUGACAAGUAUUUUCACACAGACGUUAUGUAAUCAGAUUUCUUUCGAGUGAUAGCAAGAUCAUGAAUAGUCCUGUGACUAAAGCACGUGCUUCUGCAAGUUGCAAGAAGUGAAACCGGAGGUAUGGUGUUCUGAUGCUUUGUGGGAUGGGACUUGAAAAGUGCUGCUGUGACAGUUUAAAUGUAGCCUGCGACACAAAAGUGACACUAAAAUGAGUGGCCUAUCUGAUGAAAUCAACGGUUCAGUCAGUGACUGAAAUCGCAGAAAAUCGAACUUCUCAUAGUCGCACAAACCUGGAUAAAAGGGUUGGGAUCUAUUUUCAGCUUGAGACAGCUUUAGAAAUACAGCUGCAACAAGGACUUUCAGAAGCAGUGCAUGAGGCGCCUUAACAGCUAGGUUUUCAGCACCCACCCAUCAAUUUUUGACCUAGACACUUUCGUUUUCCUUUUUGCAACCAGUAAUCUUGCCGUCUGCUGAAUAUAAGAGAAAAUUGAGGUUCAAGGUACUCCUGCAUUUGCUUCACUUUCGAAACUAAGAAAGAAUUCAUAGCUUUUGUUGGUGUCAUUUUACUUCCUCUUAUUUUCCCUGAUAAUAACAGCUGCAAUACUGUUGCAAUAUCAGAGGAAGAACUAAAAUUCUUGUGUAGAAAAGUUUUCACAGUUUCAGACUGUUUACAAAAUAUCAUAUUAUUGGUAUCAGUGGUGAUGCGUACUAUUCUUCUGGCUGUAAAAGUAGUAGUAGUGAUCAGCACAGUAUUAGCAUCAUACAUAAUUUUUUUAUGUCUUGUCUUUGUCCAGGUGAAAACAAACUUCCCCUACAUGUCAUGUUCCUCCUAGUCUCUGAUAUAAUCAGUUUCUUUGGUCGUCCUCGUGUGGAGCCAGACAUGGAGAGUGGGACGGUCUUCUCCUCAAACCCCACAGACUUCAUUUUCUAUUUCGGUGUUGUCACAAACAUCACGCUCAUGCUGUUCAUAGCUCAGGAGCGCCAUCUACUGGUGGUCUACCCGCAGUGUCUGGGCUGCUGCAGCAGGUUCAGGCGGUCCCCUGCUGUCUCCCUGCUGUCGUGGGCUGCUCCGUUUGGCAUCCUUGCCCUUGCUGUGCUACAGUAUAAGCUUUGGUUUGCUGUUUCUCUGCUUGCUCCUUUCCCCUUUCUCCUUUUCUUUACUGUGGACUCCUGGAGAGCCCUGAUCUGCUCCCGAUCGAACCCCCCUACCCUUGAUAGGAGGAGGGCUGUGUUUGGGAUUGGUGCAAUCUGGGCCAACUACACCAUCCUCUACGUCCCCUUUAUCCUCAGCAUUCUCCUGGACGCUCUGUCCUUUGUGGAGACUGUUACCUACCUGGGGCUUGUGUCUCACCUGCUGCUUUACCUCAGCCCUUUAGUGGAUCCUUUUCUUUACAUUUUCAUGACCAGAGGACUCAAAGAAGUGUUGCGGGCACUUCCCUGCUGUCAAAAGCCAACAGUACAUAGGAGGCCCACAGUAAAUACUGUGUCUGAACAUGUGGAGACGAGGCUUUGAGGAGGACAUACAGAGGAUUUUCCAAACCAUGAAGGCCAGAGGUUGAGUUUGGGACAGAUGCUCCUGACACUGGAGCAGAAAGCAAAGCCAAUUCUCAGUCAAGGCUCUGUGCCUUUUAGUGGCAACUUCCAAUAAUCCUCAUAAAAGAAAGUUUCUGUCGGAAAACCUAUAUCUGAGCUGAUAAUCAAUCAAUAAUAAAUUCUUACCUCAUUGCAAAUAAAUAUUAAGCUGUUUGGUUGGAGUAGGGAGGAGCUUUGACAGCAAACAGCUUUGACAUAAACGCAUCAGUCUUAUGUUAUAACUGGGUGUUACAAGUUGGUUGCUAUGGUUACAUCACCUUUGACCCCUCAAGAUUCUCACAAAAUUGCAAAGUGAAUUAUGUGGAUAUGUUAAUAAUUUUGUUCUCACUUUUGUAAGGUGGUAUUAGUAAAAAAAAAAGGCCUAUUUUAACAAGGUGUCUUCUAGUUUCUUGUCAGAUACACCUUAAAAGGUUUGUAACAGGUCUUUCUCCAACCAGAAACAUACCAGCAAAAAACAAACAAACCUUCAAUACUACACAUACACAAUCAGAAAUCAGAGAACAUAAUAAAGCUCUGUGGUUGUGUUGUUUAUAUUUAGAAGGUUCAAGAUGAUUUUCUUGAUGAACUGUUUUGUUUAAAACCACCUUAAACUGUUUCUAUGAAUCAACAUUAUCAUUAUUUUGUUUGCUUUUCAGCUUCAUGCUAAGCAUUGAGUUAGUGUGCCUUAAUCUUAUAAGGCAGUCUGUCAGAGCAAAAGUGUAUUUAUUUUACAGUUAAAAUGUUUAAUAUCACUUUUUUUUGUCAAACAAAAUGUUCUAUUUUUAUUGUCAUGCAUAAGAUUUAGUUGAAGUGAACCUAAAGAUACACACACAUUUAACUGCACUUGGACUGUAUGCACUUUUACUCUUGAAAAUAUGAUGAAGGUCAGAGCAGUUGUAUUGUUGAACAGCUCAAUGAUGGAAGAACCAAUUGGCAGAUGCUUUCCAGACUUAUCCCUGUUUUAAUUUGACUCAGUGAAGUACUUCUGUCACAUUUCUUCAGCAUCAAUUUGCAACAGUUUACAGCCGAACAUGCACAUUGCUUUAUAAAAGUACAGUUAAAAUAAUUGUAAAAAUAGUAGUUAUAUAAACAACUUGAUAUCCCAGCAGUUUAAGUUUUCCCAUCUUACUAUAGUCAGUAGUUUAUGAUUCAUUUUAAAAUAGGAACGAGUAUUACAUGCAA
Messenger RNA from Xyrichtys novacula (pearly razorfish), 10558 nucleotides. The record is from the annotation of a GenBank genome assembly. NCBI's taxonomy places the organism in Eukaryota, Metazoa, Chordata, Actinopteri, Labriformes, Labridae.